This is a messenger RNA of Ctenocephalides felis (cat flea), 678 nucleotides long. RefSeq lists its product as uncharacterized. The record is from RefSeq and is a predicted model, not a curated record. NCBI's taxonomy places the organism in Eukaryota, Metazoa, Arthropoda, Insecta, Siphonaptera, Pulicidae. The transcript has 3 exons. Bases 1 to 678 code for a protein of 225 amino acids.
AUGGAUUUUGCUACAAGUAAACAAAUUGUAGAUGCUUUUCAUGAAAAAUUUGUAGGCAAAAAGUUUUAUGGACAAUAUGCGGAACGUCGAUAUGUUAGCAAAAUAAAUUGCUAUCGGGAUUUAAUUUUAAUUGAUAAAAAUGAAGCACAUAUUCAGAAACUUAUUGAUGAUGUAUUAACAUAUUAUUCGAGUCUAAAUUCAACAGGAAUUUGGUUUGGAAUGACAUGUCCUACCAGCCAAGAAGCACCAUUCGGUUAUUGCUUUUGGGUGCAGUUGCCAAAUGCUAUAUUUGGAAAUUAUUUAUUCCAAAUUGAAUCUAUAGAAGUUUUAGGAAAAGAAAUUGUAUUGCAGAUCAAACAAUUAAAAAAUAAUGUAACAAGACCAACCAAUAUACCAAAACAAACUAUUAAUACUGCAUGUAAAUAUCUCAUCAUUCUUUCAUUAUAUUUAGUUUUGGGAGGUUUCGAAUUAAUGAAAUUUUUAGGAGACUUUUCAAUUAAGAUGUUACAAGAACUUAGAAAACUUUUACAAGCCUCAACUCCUAUAUGUCUAGCGCUUAUAGAGUCAUUAACAAAAAUUGUUGGAGGACUUUACAUUUUAAUAUCGAUGAUGUUUCAAGGAAAUCGACCACGUCAAAAUGGGCCACCAAGACAAGUUCAAUAUCCAAAUUAUAGAUAG